This is a messenger RNA of Vitis riparia (riverbank grape), 968 nucleotides long. RefSeq lists its product as uncharacterized. The transcript has a single exon. NCBI's taxonomy places the organism in Eukaryota, Viridiplantae, Streptophyta, Magnoliopsida, Vitales, Vitaceae. The record is from RefSeq and is a predicted model, not a curated record. Bases 164 to 847 code for a protein of 227 amino acids.
UCUGAAAACGUUUGAUUUGAUUUUGUCGUCGUCUCCCUCCUCCUCUUAAUAGGUUGAACUGAAAACAGGAAAAUUAUCAUAAAACAUUUUCUGAAAACAAAAGCAAAAAUUUUUGCUUGAGGAUUGGAGGGUUGCGAAAUUCUCCGGUUGGCCAACUCCAUCGAUGGCGGCUCUGGGCGUUCGCUUCGGAGGGAAUAACGCGCUGCGGUCGGGAGAAGAUCUGUCGCAGAAUCACCGCCGGUUGCCUCUCCCUCGCAAUGCUCGUCCGAUGACGAUCUCCAGCCACGUCGACUCCGGUGCCGUAAAGAUCUCGUCGACUCUGGCCAAAUCGAAAUCCAAAUCGCGGUUGUGUUUGGAGGAGUUCGGAGGAGGGAAGAUCGAAUCCCGAACGCGGGAGAAGAUGGACGAGUGGAUGAGAGAGUCGGUCUCGGAGAUCGUGAAGAAUCUGAGGGAAGCGCCGCUGCUGGUGGAAGUUUAUUCGGACAGGAAUGGCGGUGGAACAAAGCUGAAGACGGAGAAGGCGGUGGCGGAGGAUUGGCCACACAUCGAAGCGAAUUGGAAGAUCGGCGAGGCGCAAUCGCCCGAAGGCAUCAUGCUGGUGGAAGAGCUCAACAAUGAGGCUGAAGAUGAUGAUAACGAGAAUGAUGAUGAUGAGGAAAACACAAAACUGUGGGGGGUGGUGAUUCAGGGAAAGGAGGCGAAUUGUGGACCUUGCUGUUAUCUUCUCAAGACUAGCAGAGUUAGCAGCAAUUUGGGAUUUUUCUGCACUCAUUUCUGUUUGAUAAAGGUAAAGAGCUUCAGGGAAACAGCUGAAUCCCAGUUCAAAAAUUCCUGGUUAGUGCAUUGAAGAAAAUUUUCAAUUCAUUUGUUCAGAAAAAAUAAACAAACCAACCCACCCUAUGAUUCGUGGUUCAUCAUGUACAGUUUCAUUGUUGAAUGUUCAUAUGAACAGAUUAUUAUUUUGUUCU